UGAGCGGUGAGGUAUGCAAAUCUUCCUACAAUUACUGUGAUUCAAUCGAUUCAUCUCAUAAAUUGCAAAUCAAAAUCACUUUUUUCUCCCAAAAGUCGUUCUUUUUUUCUGUGAGGGUUUUCGCUCUCCUCUCCCAUUUCUGAGGCCGGAGGUGAUCCAUCAAGCUCUCUCUUUCACGAUGAGAUCCAUCGCGGUUUCUCCGCCAAUCCCAGCCGCCGUUCAUGGCCGCCGAUCUACUAACUUCUCUGAUGAUCACAUUUGUGCUUCGCACCUCUCUUUCAGUACAAGUUUUCUACGAAGCUGCUCUGGAGGCAAGCCAGCGGGAUGGCCGUGUGGUCGUGCUCUGAGGAUAGGAUGUUCUUCUAAGAGGGUAAAAAGGGCCAUCUCAAAUAACCAUAUCUUUGCUUCCAUUGCAGAUGUUUCUCUUGAUCAGACCGCUGAAAUAUCUAAAGUGCCCAAAGGUGAUAUGUGGUCUGUUCAUAAAUUUGGUGGAACGUGCAUGGGAACUUCGAAAAGAAUUCAAAAUGUUGCAGAUAUUAUUCUGCAAGAUUUAUCUGAAAGAAAGUUGGUAAUUGUCUCUGCAAUGUCAAAGGUUACGGAUAUGAUGUAUAAUCUUGUAUACAAAGCGCAGUCUAGAGAUGACUCAUAUGUUUCAGCUCUUGAUGAUAUUUUUGGAAAGCACUUGUCAACAGCAACGGAGCUUCUUGAUGCUGAUGACCUGGAAAGGUUCCAGUCUCUGUUGCAUAAUGAUAUCAGCAACCUCAAAGCAAUGCUUCGUGCGAUAUACAUAGCGGGCCAUGCUACAGAAUCAUUUUCUGACUUUGUAGUUGGCCAUGGAGAACUAUGGUCUGCUCAAAUGUUGUCCUGUGUCAUAAGAAAGAAUGGUAGGCCGUGCUGUUGGAUGGACACACGAGAUGUUCUCAUUGUGGAGCCUAACGGUUCUAAUCAAGUGGAUCCUAACUAUGCUGAAUCUGAAAAAAGACUUGAAAAGUGGUUUGCUCAACAACGGCCUGAUAUCAUAAUUGCUACUGGAUUUAUUGCCAGUACCCCUCAAAACAUUCCCACAACUUUGAAAAGGGAUGGUAGUGACUUCUCUGCAGCCAUACUUGGUUCUCUAGUAAGGGCUUGCCAAGUAACCAUUUGGACUGAUGUUGAUGGUGUUUUCAGUGCUGAUCCUAGAAAAGUUAGCGAGGCUGUCAUAUUGAGAACUUUGUCCUACCAGGAGGCCUGGGAAAUGUCAUACUUUGGAGCAAAUGUGUUGCAUCCGCGCACGAUUAUUCCAGUGAUGAAGUAUAACAUUCCAAUUGUAAUUAGAAAUAUAUUCAAUCUAUCUUCACCUGGGACUAUGAUAUGCCAGCAACCGGAGAAAGAAAAUGGUGAAGGAACGGCCUUGGAGUCUGUUGUCAAAGCAUUUGCUACCAUAGACAAUUUGGCUCUUGUUAAUGUUGAGGGAACUGGAAUGGCUGGUGUUCCUGGUACAGCUAGUGCUAUUUUUGGUGCCGUAAAAGAUGUCGGGGCUAAUGUCAUUAUGAUUUCUCAGGCUAGCAGUGAGCAUUCUAUAUGCUUUGCAGUGCCUGAAAAGGAAGUUAAAGCAGUGGCUGAUAUCUUGCAGUCAAGAUUUCGACAGGCUUUGGAUGCUGGAAGACUUUCACAGGUUGAGGUUAUCUAUAACUGUAGCAUUUUGGCAGCUGUUGGCCAGAAAAUGGCAAGCACUCCCGGGGUCAGUGCUACUCUUUUUGAUGCACUAGCAAAGGCUAACAUAAAUGUAAGGGCCAUUGCCCAAGGUUGCAGUGAAUACAAUAUUACAAUUGUACUGAAGCAAGAUGAUUGUGUCAGGGCUCUAAGGGCUGCACACUCGAGGUUUUACCUUUCUAAAACUAUAUUAGCUAUUGGCCUCAUUGGACCGGGCUUGAUUGGCAGCACACUUCUUGACCAGCUCAGAGAUCAGGCUGCAGUUCUCAAGGAAAGUUUUAACAUAGACUUUCGUGUUAUGGGAAUUAUCGGGUCUAAGACCAUGGUGCUGAGCAACUCUGGUAUAGAUUUGACAAAAUGGAGAGAACACCAGAAGGAAAAGGCUGACCUAGAAAAGUUUGUACGACAUGUGCAUGAAAAUCAUUUUUUUCCAAACACAGUGUUAGUAGAUUGCACAGCGGAUUCACAUGUUGCCAACCAUUACUAUGAUUGGCUGCGAAAGGGAAUUCAUGUUAUUACUCCAAACAAGAAGGCAAACUCAGGACCACUUGGCCGGUAUCUGAAACUGAGGAAACUACAGCGGAAAUCCUACACUCACUACUUUUAUGAAGCAACUGUUGGUGCUGGUCUUCCAAUAAUCAGAACUCUACAGGGACUUUUAGAAACUGGUGACAAAAUUUUGCAGAUUGAGGGCAUUUUCAGUGGGACUUUAAGCUACAUCUUCAACAACUUUAAUGGGGCAAGAUCUUUUAGUGAUGUGGUGAGUGAAGCCAAGAAGGCUGGAUAUACAGAACCUGACCCAAGGGAUGAUCUAUCAGGAAGUGAUGUUGCCAGAAAGGUUAUAAUCUUAGCUAGAGAAUCAGAUUUAAAACUUGAGCUUUCUGAUAUUCCUGUUCAGAACCUUGUACCGGAACAAUUAAGGGAUUGCUCCUCUGCUGAAGAAUUCUUGCAAAAACUGCCGACUUUUGAUGAUGGCUUUGCAAAGGAACGAAAUGAUGCGGAGACUGAAGGAGAGGU
Messenger RNA from Phalaenopsis equestris, 2709 nucleotides. RefSeq names its product bifunctional aspartokinase/homoserine dehydrogenase 1, chloroplastic-like. Gene Ontology annotation, molecular function: aspartate kinase activity; homoserine dehydrogenase activity; NADP binding. The record is from RefSeq and is a predicted model, not a curated record. Lineage: Eukaryota; Viridiplantae; Streptophyta; Magnoliopsida; Asparagales; Orchidaceae. Gene Ontology annotation, biological process: aspartate family amino acid biosynthetic process; L-homoserine biosynthetic process.